Molecule: messenger RNA, 623 nt
Organism: Zea mays
Lineage: Eukaryota; Viridiplantae; Streptophyta; Magnoliopsida; Poales; Poaceae
Exons: 1
Coding region: 51-293 (80 amino acids)
Source: RefSeq, marked validated
GCACUAGCACUAACGUCGCGCGCGUUUUCUGACGACCCGUCCUCGUGCUCAUGCAGGCACUGCUCCCGCUGUUCCUGAGGCCGGUGGUCCGGUUCGCGGCGCGCGUGGCGGCCGGCGGGCCGGCGGCCGCGGCGGCGACGAUCCUGCACCGCGCCGGCGCGCUGCCGAGGAACCGGGGCCUGGAGCGCCUCGUCCGGGACGACGACGUCGACGACGACGACGAGCUCCACGGCCGCGGCCACGACGACUGCAUCGCUAGCUUCGUCGUCGGCGUCAUGCGCUGCCUCUGCUAGCUAGUAGUCUAGUCUAGUCUAGUCUAGAUGGCGCAUGCAGCAGUGCUGGCCAUGGACGACGUGACAUGCGUGCACGCACGUAGCAAUGGCGCGCGACGCUGGUGUAGAUUCAGCUAGCUGACUAGCUCUGGCUAGCUAGUAGAGCUAGAGAGAGGGGAAACGGGCUCCAUUGUUCUCGCCUUCUCGGAGGGAAUCCACCUUGAUGAAUUCGUGAAUUUGUAGCAGGGAAUGAAGUUGCAUUGCAAUGCUGACCUUUACCUUCUGCAUGUGCACCUCUCAGCUGAAGGCAUUUUAUUACAGCUAGCUGCGGCUAGAUGUAGGAAUCAAGUG